This is a messenger RNA of Ostertagia ostertagi, 324 nucleotides long. NCBI's taxonomy places the organism in Eukaryota, Metazoa, Nematoda, Chromadorea, Rhabditida, Trichostrongylidae. The record is from the annotation of a GenBank genome assembly.
AUGGAAAAGACAGGUCGAGAGUAUCUUCGAGCAGAACUGAAAGCGAAAGGACAAGCGGAUACUGUAGAGGAUAUGCUUCGAGUUGGAUUUCACUGGCCACCACUGGUCACCGUUAACCACCUACACAUGCAUAUCAUCUACCCUAUCAGCGAGCUCGGCUUCUUCUCACGUCAUUUAACGUUCCGUCCAGGAAAAGUGUUUCGACCAACGAGUGAAGUUAUUGAAGAAUUGAGGAAAGACGCUAAUAUCCCUGACCCACUUCGAGAAAAUCCUGCAAAAGACGAUGAACCGGAAGCACUGCCAGCACAUGCUGUCGCCAACUGA